AUGGCCCCCGGCCCUAGAGCGGCCGGCCGGCCGGCGGGGAACCCCCCGGGGAGCCGGCUCACCAUCGUGGCAGCUCUGUGUCUGUUGCAUGGGGGGCUGUGGCGCUCCGGCGGCCGCUCGCCGGGGCUGAUGAGUGACUGCAGCCCGGCCCGGAGGAAGAUCUGCCGGGGGAGGCGGAGGAGGAUGGCGGCGGCGGGGCCGGUGUGUAAGUGUCCCCGGACCCGGUUGCCCGUGGGGGGAGCCAGUGCCUUGUGUGUCUUUGUCCUUUGCUGGCUCUACAUCUUCCCCGUGUACCGGCUGCCCGACGAGAAGGAGGUCGUGCAGGGGGUGCUGCUGCAGCAGGGCAAGGCGUGGAGGAGCAACCAGACCGCAGUCACCGGCUUCAGGAAACAGCUGGAAGACUGUUGUGACCCUGGUCAGCUCUUUGCUAUGACAAAACAGAACUCUCCGCUGGGAAAGAACCUCUGGUUUGAUGGGGAAUUUUUACAUUCUGUCACUAUUGACAAUGCAACUUACUCCCUUUUCCCACAGGCUACCCCAUUCCAGCUCCCAUUGAAGAAAUGCUCCGUGGUGGGAAAUGGUGGGAUUCUGAAGAAGAGUGGCUGUGGCAGACAAAUAGAUCAAGCAGAUUUUGUCAUGCGAUGCAACCUUCCUCCUCUGUCAAGUGAAUACAGCAAGGAUGUUGGAUCCAAGACCCAGCUGGUGACGGCUAAUCCCAGUAUAAUUGAGAAAAGAUUCCAGAAUCUGCUUUGGUCUAGAAAAACCUUUGUGGAUAGUGUUAAAGUCUAUAACCAUAGCUACAUCUAUAUGCCAGCCUUCUCUAUGAAGACAGGGACAGAGCCAUCCCUACGGGUUUACUACACCCUGGAGGACUUUGGUGCCAACCAAACGGUGCUCUUUGCCAAUCCCAACUUCCUCCGUGACAUUGGCAAGUUUUGGAAGAGCAGAGGAAUCCAUGCCAAGCGGCUUUCAACAGGUCUCUUCCUUGUCAGCGCAGCCCUAGGUCUGUGCGAAGAAGUAACCAUUUAUGGCUUCUGGCCUUUUUCAGUGGACCUGCAUGGGAGGUUUAUCAGCCAUCAUUACUAUGACAAUGUGUUGCCUGAUUCUGGGUUCCAUGCCAUGCCAGAGGAGUUUCUACAGCUCUGGUUUCUUCAUAAAAAUGGUGUCUUGAGAAUGCAGCUAGAACAGUGUGAGGCCCCUUUACUCCAGUCCUCUGCUUAAGGACCAUAAGGAAGGGCAUGGAGGAGCCUCUUUGUUUUAAUUUUCAUAGUCUCCAAAAAGAAAAUUAAAAGAGAAAGGGGGAAAUAUUUAUGGAUUUGCAGAGCUCUUAAAGAUGCUACUUGUUCCAUUGAUAAUGUGAAGGCCAAACAAGAGACACGUCCUUACACACAGUGUUUUGGAGAAAUAAGUAGGUCUCAUGGAAUUCAUUCUGCAUAAUUAUGAAAUUACUGUUGGAAGCAGCACCCCUGAACCUGAUUGGUUCCCAUUUGAAAAGAUCAAUUUAAAAGGGGCAUUAAGGAUUGGACACAGGCUAACUGUGCUAAAUACUACUCGCUGUUGAAAGUCCUUUUAAUUCCAGAAUAGCACGACCCCCUUUCUUGCCUUCCUUUCUUACUACCUUCCUUCAAGCCAGGAGUGCUGAAUGUCACCAGCUCCCAGUGACUUCAGGGGAUGGAGCUGAGGGUGCUUAGACUCUGGUGAAACCGUGCCCAGUUUUUGUAAUCCCUGAAUAUUGGAAAACCCCCACCUAACCAGAGUAUUUAGCAGUGAUAGUCCAGAACUCUGCAGUUUACAACCAUGUUAAUGUAGCAUUAUGGACUAGAGAUGGUUGAAAAAUGGAAAUACAUUUUAAUGAAAUGCUGGCAAAUUCUUCGGGAAAUGUUGAAGCUAAAAACAAUUCAAGUAGCUUGGUUUUGGCCUAUUGUUGUAGAAUAGUAAGUUUUGUAAUAAGGGCUGCUCUUGACCAAUUUACUGUAUGUUCUUUGAGUCUCAUUCUGUAUUCCUUCUUACGUCAAAUGCUCACUGAUCUCAAUGGGAGUUUGAGGCGCACAAAGAUAUGCAGGCCCAAGUUCUUAAUUUACUUGUACUGCAGACGGUACACAGUGAGUAUAGGUGUCUUUUAAAAUUUGUUAAAGCACUGAAAAUCCUUUUUCCUUGAAGCCAUGUUUUGUUUGUGCGAUUAGAUCCCUUCCUGUCUAUAUUGCAAUGCUGGCCGUAAAGUCUUAUUUUUUAUUUUUCUCCCUAGAUCAUCUCUGGUCCAGGAUAUUGUUUGGGAAAAAACAACCAGCCUUUGGGAGCACUCUUUAAAAACUACAUAGUGAGCAAAGAGUAAAUGUCCCUGUCAGGUGCUUACAUAACACAGUCACUCUCCUUGAAAUCAGUGAGUUAUGUAAGUCUGUACAUUUCACUUAGGCUGUUCUAGCCUUUUCAUGGCUUCACAGACUGUUUUCAUUUUGUUUAUUCCUCAGCUGGCCCAUGGUCCUGGAACCUUUCUAAUGCACUGUAAAUUAGUACUCUUAUUUUUAGGACUGUGACAAAAAUAAAAUAUUGGAACGACAUCUUUGUCACAAUUUCGGCUGCAAGAUUAGCCUUUUAAAUUCAGAUCUGCAUCCUUGUUGCUCUCUGCUCCAACACUAGCAGCUACAAACUGUCAAAACAGCAAUGCUUUUUUGGGGGAGGGGGGGGAAAGAGGGUAUGUCCUGUCAUGCUUUGAUGUUUUUAUUUUUAGUUUCAGCUGCCUGCAAUAUGGAAAUAAUAAUUUAAAAAAUCCCUCAAAUGUCUGUGUAGGACAGAAACAGAGAAAUCUUCACACUUCUGAAAUUUUUAACUGUACAUUUCAGAAUAAAAUCAUUUUAAUUAUUAAUAUUCCAGAACAUGAAAUGGGCAUCAUUAUUUAGGUUUACAGUCCUAAAAGAAGGUUGGAGAUUAUUUGGAUUACAUAGUGUUUUAGAAAUUUGUAUGAUCAAAUUUGACUCGGUUCUAUAUUUUGCUUUAUCUUUGUCUAUAUUAAGAAGGUACAAUCAACAAAUCUGAUAGAAUGCUGCAUAACCUGGUAAUUCUUUCAUCAUGGACCUGUUCAUUUUAUUUAUGCAAGGCUAUUCAGUAAGGAAGGAUUUCAGAGAAUCAAAUAAUUUCUUUACUGCAAACUGUAGCAAAUGUUACUGAACUGUUUUUUUCUUGGACCAGAAUUGAUAGCUGUCGUUUUAUUGUACAUGUCAGGACUGCCAAGUAUUUCUUGAGAAAUUGCUGUCUGUAGGAAUGUUAAACAGUUUGGAAUUCUGUUCUCCCAUGCUUUGGGGAAAUAAUCUGAUCAGGGUCAUGAGAAAAUCAGUAUCUUCACUGGAAAACUUAGUACGGUGGUUCGUACCUUAUGGCUUGGAGAUACUGAUGGGAUCCUCAGCAAUUGUCUUGUACAUGGGGGACAUCCCAUUCCCUCUCUUUUUAUUAAAGCAGCAGACUUACUGAAUCUUUUCCUAAUAAUCUUUAUGGGUCCUUCCUGACAUUUGAAAUCUAUCAUACUGAAUCCUGAGAGAUCUCCUAUAAAAUGCUGAGGGAACCAGGGAGGCCCAAGGUACACUUAAAAUCUUCAUUCCUAUACUGGGACUAUUAACCAGUUCUCGCUGUAUUCCCUAUUUAAGAAUAAGGAAUAUUGCUGCACCCAGUAAUAUCUCUACCCAUAAAUUUCUAAAGGCUUAUCUACAUGAACAUUUAGUUCACGACGAGCUGGCAUGUGAAUCUAUCCCCUGCUAACCCAAUGCACACUAAGUGUCCACCUAGACCCUGCUGCAGUGCACUAAAAACUCCCUCGUGUGCUUUUGAUCUACCCUGAAGCAUAAUUAAAGUUCAGAAUUCCAGAUACAGACUUCCUUUUUUAGGCUGCAUGGGUUUGUUUGUGUUUUUGUAGUGACCAGGCAGAAGGCUGCCAUGUUGCAGGAAAAGCUACCUGUCACUGUCCCCGUGGUUGCUGCAGCUGCUGUGUGGGAAGAGAGUACAGGUUUAUAACUGAAAGGGAAGUCAUGCCACAAUGAAGAAGUUGUUGAAAUCCUAGGUCCCCCCUCAUAUAUCACCUCCAACAAGCUAAUAUCCUGUGUUACUGUCUCCUUCAUGAAGGCAACUUCAAGCUUUAGGUAGAUGGUGAUGAUGAAGAAGAAAGCAUUCCACCCUUCUUCCCCUAGAUAACUACACUAUGUCUCUGCAGCAAGAGCGCUCUUGUGGUUAGAAGAAUGUUGUUAGGCCAUUGCACUUGGUAUUGGAAAAAGUGAGGGCCUCCUUGUCACACAGUUUGGCUCAGUUGGUGAGGUAUGAGAGAGCUCACAUAGAGUUCCUGUUGAUGCCACUACAGAUUAAGUGUAGACUCUCUCUCUAAGGAACUCUCUUUAAGUUUCUUUAAAGUUUCAGUAGUUUGUGGUUUUGGGAAAUAGGACAACAUAACUUCAGAGGCACAAAACAAACUUCUCCUCUUGGUUCUGCAGGGAGGAACUCUAUUGCAGGGGUCAGCAACCUUCGGCACAUGGCCCAUCAGGUAAUCCGCUGGUGGGCUGUAAGACG
Molecule: messenger RNA, 4548 nt
Organism: Gopherus evgoodei (Goodes thornscrub tortoise)
Lineage: Eukaryota; Metazoa; Chordata; Testudines; Testudinidae
Gene: ST8SIA1
Product: ST8 alpha-N-acetyl-neuraminide alpha-2,8-sialyltransferase 1
Exons: 5
Coding region: 1-1221 (406 amino acids)
Biological process (GO): oligosaccharide metabolic process; N-glycan processing
Molecular function (GO): alpha-N-acetylneuraminate alpha-2,8-sialyltransferase activity
Source: RefSeq, a predicted model, not a curated record